Molecule: messenger RNA, 825 nt
Organism: Auanema sp. JU1783
Lineage: Eukaryota; Metazoa; Nematoda; Chromadorea; Rhabditida; Rhabditidae
Source: the annotation of a GenBank genome assembly
AUGUACGAAAUGGAAGAAGCUGGUCCUUCUCCUACUGAUAUAUCUGCAAAAAAGGAAUAUAUUUGGCAACAAAAAACACGGUCUUUGGACGCAUUCAAUACUAUUCUCACAGCUUUGCGAGAAUGCUGCAUGAAAUUACAUCUUGGAAAUAAAUGUGAUGGCCAAUUAAAUAUCCCAGUCACUCACCCUAACUCUGAAAAGCAUGCUUUGGCUGGUAAACAUGGUGGGGACAAUAUUAAGGCAAUUGUAUCCUUGUUGGGAGAUAAUGUGAUACAAGCUGAAGUUGUCAUAAAGCAUCCAAAAGGUCCCGGUGGUACUUAUCGUGGUGUCGCUCAACCUGAUGUUCAAUGGAAGUUACAACAACUUCAGGAUCUCGCUAAUCAUAUUGUUCGAGCAACUUCUGUUCUCUGCGAUGUUAUGAAAAGAUUGAAUCAAUUGAAUGAUGAGGCUUUCGGCAUCGAUUCCGGAGAAUUGAUUUUGAACGCAGCCAGAAUGAUAAAGACAGAAAUUAGCUCGGCAAGAUGUUCCAUUUUGCUACCAAGAAAGAGAUCACUACUGGAGCUUUGCUAUUUCCCACCUACAAGAAAAUUCGCUCCACCAUUGCCACAAGACCAAUUGUUAUCUUUCUACAUUUCCAGUUGCCGUUUGGUAUGUGCGUCCUAUCAAAUUGUACCUAAACAAAAUGCGAAUCAAGGCCUUUCCAUUUCUCUAGCAGAAUGCGAAUUGCCUUAUUUGGACGAUGUUAUCAAACAAUUGAACAUUGCUAUGUCUAUCAUUCAGAGAUUGAUUGGUGAUUUGGAGAUGUGCAAAAGAAGAGCCAUCUGA